Messenger RNA from Alosa sapidissima (American shad), 1193 nucleotides. RefSeq names its product cysteine and glycine-rich protein 3 (cardiac LIM protein) (gene csrp3). Gene Ontology annotation, cellular component: cytoplasm; Z disc; nucleus. The coding region runs from base 168 to 749 and encodes 193 amino acids. Gene Ontology annotation, molecular function: actinin binding; structural constituent of muscle. NCBI's taxonomy places the organism in Eukaryota, Metazoa, Chordata, Actinopteri, Clupeiformes, Clupeidae. The transcript is spliced from 6 exons. The record is from RefSeq and is a predicted model, not a curated record. Gene Ontology annotation, biological process: sarcomere organization; muscle tissue development.
UGGAAAGCCUGUGGUCCAGCAGCGCAGCGUGAGGAGGUGGCUGAAAGAUGGGCUCUAUUUAAGGGCCUGCAUCCUGUGUGCAUAUCGAGGCUAGGUUCCACGGGAGGAGAGGGAAGGACGACGGGAUAUAUAACAAAGGCCCUAAAGAGUAAACUUGAGCACUAAGGAUGCCAAACUGGGGCGGGGGAGCCAAGUGUCCAGCCUGUGACAAGACAGUGUACCACGCUGAGGAGAUCCAGUGUAAUGGACGGAGCUUCCACAAAACCUGCUUCAUUUGUAUGGCCUGCAGGAAGGGUCUGGACAGCACCACCAUGGCUGCGCACGAAUCAGAGAUCUACUGUAGAUCUUGCUACGGCAAGAAGUAUGGCCCAAAAGGCUACGGCUAUGGGCAGGGAGCAGGAGCACUAAGCUCAGAUCCAGUUGAUCCAGGCCUGAACGCCCGAUCUCAACACUCCCAGUCUCGGCUGGCGUCCACCGACUCCAACUCCAACAAGUUUGCCCAAAAAUUUGGCAGCGCUGACCGUUGCCCUCGAUGCUCCAAAGCUGUGUAUGCUGCAGAGAAGGUCAUGUGUGCAGGAAAGCCCUGGCAUAAAACCUGCUUCCGCUGUGCUAUGUGUGGGAAGAGUCUGGAGUCCACAACAGUGACUGAUAAAGACGGAGAGAUCUACUGCAAAGUGUGCUACGCCAAAAACUUCGGCCCAAAAGGGAGAGGGCUGGGAAACAUGGGGGUCACGGAGGACAGGGACUGAUGUUUUGACAUGUUGAAAUGUUUUUACUUUAUGUUUAAUGUUUUUAAUCAAAUAGCCUUAUUUUAAAUGAUACUGAUGCAAAAUACAAAUGAAAUGGCCUAGUGGAUGAUCUGGGUAGGAUACUACAACAGCUUGACAGGAAAUGAAGAAAGGUGUGAAGAGAAGCAAAGCGUGCCGGAAUGUGCAAACCUGUAAUCGGGAAACAAGACGUCCAAAGAACAUCUAUAUCAACAGAAAUCACCUAUGGGAAUAGAGUGCACUUGACACGUCCCUAUCAAAAGAGACAUGAAACGAUGUGAACAAAGCAUUGCAUCAAAGCUCUAAUCAGGGGUUGUUGAAGAUGAUUUGCAUUUGUGUCCCAUCUGGGUUAAUUCUUAAUUAAUACCAGUGUGUGCUCAUAACUCAGCCUGUGAACAAUUUAAAUAAACAAACUCCUUCUCAUUA